GGGAACUUUAGUUCCUUAAGGGGGAUGAGAGCUGUCAGGAAACCCCCUUAUUCACCUCACAGGGCUACAAUUUCCAAAGUUCCCUGGGAAAGAGGGAUUGAUGGUGAAAGCAUUCAAAGAUUAGCAGCUCUGUGGGGGGAAAUAGGGGUCUCCUAAGCAGAGGCGGAGCUAGCUGCUCCGGCCCCUGGAGUGGCGCACAUGCUGUGCACCUGGGGGUGGGGCUAGCUGCCCACGGGGGUGAGCCGAGCGUCCCAGGGGGGCAGCGCAGCGAUGUCACAUACACAGACCCUCAGGGAUGACACCUGGGGCAGACCGCACCUCCCGCAACCCCCUUCCUCCGCCAGUGCUCCUAAGCAGUCUCAGCACCCUUAACGUCCUACUGCCAUUUGGGAACAGCAUUCUGGAGAAAGGGCAAGUGGAGGACAAGGGGCUUCUCCCUUGGUUGCCGGGAAGAAGGCAAUGCUCCCAAUUCUUGGGAGCAGGGGAGAAUGCUUUCAAUGUACGGUGUGUGCAGAGUGCAACUUUUCCCUGCCUGUGUGUUGAGCUGCACCUGCUGAAAUUCCUUCAUCAUUCCACACAGUUGUUAAAGGCCCAAGAGCUCUGUUCUAUUUGGCAUUUGGUCUUGGGAGCUCGCAGCCAAACUCUGGAGAGGAGUAUUCUUGCCUGCUGUGUCAUCCACUCCUCCCGCCCUCUGUGGCAGGAACAGAGGGAAAGUUUCCUAUUGCUCUUGGUUCUUCCUCUCUUGUCGUUCUUUUGGGCCUCCUCCUGCCAUCUUCUUCUCUUCUGCUCCUUUUUCUCCCCCCAGGUAAGUGUGACAAAGUCGAUAGCUGGCAGCAUGGUUGAGAAACAACUAUGGAAGUUUUCAAACAAUAUUUUGGUGCACGAGCUUUAAAUAGUGUGAGCAUGUGAUUGCGACUAUGGAAGAAGAAACUACAGCUGCAAGCCCGUAUCCACUAACCUGGGAAUAAGCCCCACUCAAUUCAGUGGGCCUUACAUUUGAGUAGUCACAUAUAGAAUUGCAUUGUGAGGUAAAUAGCCUUACCGGAGCUUCCAGUGAAGGAGACCAGUGUGAAGUUGAUGUUUUUUGGAGGAGGGAAAUUUAAAGCAGGAUUAGGAUAAGACUGUGCGGUAUGAGGAAACUAAUGGUGGUUAAGAUUUAAGCACAAAGCAAAGCAGCCUAUAUGUGUUUCUAGAAUAGUUUUGGCUUGGGGGCUGUUUCGAAACUCUAACACUAUGGAUUUCACAUCUCUGUGAAUUCAUUGUGCAUCAGAGUGCCUUUCCGACGUCCGUUUUGACAAACUACAGUGCUUAAAGCCUUACAGAAAUUGCACAACUGUAAUUCUGUAUACAGAAGAACCAUGCAGCAAAAGCAGCACUGGACACUUGACAGGUGUGUUGUUUAGCUUUUGACAACAAACAAUAAUAGAAGCGCACUGUUUGCUUUUCUCUGUGAUGCUUAACUUUUAAAUAAUCUGCACUCAGCGGCUGACAGUGUAAGCCUAUACCUGCUUACUUAGGGAGUAAUUCUCACAGAACAUAGUGGGACUUGUUUCCAAGCACAUAGGCCUAGGAUUUGGGCUGUGAAAUAUACCUAUGGUGAGCUGGCAUGGUAGAAUUCUUUAUUUGUUUUGUUGGGUGAAUGUGAGGAAUAAAGGCAGUUAUCAAGGAUCAUCACUGUCAUCCUUUUUUUAGAUGGGCUUAAAAUAACUCAUGACUUCAGAGCAGGUGCCAUGUGUCUUUCUGUUGGAUUUGAGGGGAGCGGGGUGGGAAGCUAAAAAUAGGCAAGUCCUGCAAACUUCUGAACUCCUCUACUGGGAGAAAAAGACCUUGUGACAAGGAAAGUGGCACUUUCUGUAAUUCAUCCCUGCAAUAAAGAGGAAGACCCAAAACACAUUUUUUAAGGCAGCUUGCUUUUGUCGGUUGAUCAGUUGUUCAGAAUCUAUUUUAACAUGAGUGCCAAGUGUAAUGAAUUGGUAAGAGAAGCUUAGAAAGGGAGCUCCCUCUUGGAAAGGGAGAAAACUUUUGCUCCGACUGUUAACAAGAACACCAUUGGAAAGGAAUGUGUUAAAUAACUGCUGUGUUUUUAGUGGUAAACAAACUGGGUUCAGCCACAACCUCCUGAAGUGGGUCAAAUACAAGUUAACAGCACAGGGCUUCCCCAUGUAUAAACAUACUCUUUCCACAUCAGUAUACCUGUGUAUGGGAUACACUACUAUCAAGCUGUGGUUAGCAAGUGGACAUAGGUGCAUAGAUUAAAGUUGCACAUGGCUUGCUUAUUUUAUAAACUAGAUCAGUUUCCUUUCUGCCACAAAAGCAAUAUAUUCUUGCAUGCUACCCCAAUCUCCGAGCAGCAUGAGAUUCCAGGGAUUCCAGGCACAUACCCAGAGUUCGUGUUUCCUUUUGGAAAUGAGGCACAGCAGAGACUGUGGUGUCUUUACGAUAUAUGGUUUACACAUUUAUACAACCUGAGCCUACGAUGGAGGCGUUCACAGCAUUAACACCCCAAAAGGGUCUUGUUUCUCCCAUAGCUCAAGCCUUAGAUUCAAACAGAAAUCAAGCAUCGCUCUCAAACAUUGCUCUGACUCUCUCUCUAGCUUGCUACUUUACUUCUAGAUUACAAAACUCUGUCUUUGUCUACUAACUAACUGGGAAUGGUCAGCAGGUCUUGAGGCAGAUACGAAGAUUAUGCCCAUGACUGGUGUGGGUUGCAGUUCUGCAGUCUAUCAUGUCUAAAAUGGCAUUUUAUUUAUUUAUUGUUUGCAUGGGCCCUACAUGGGCCCACCACUUAGUAAGGAGCCUGCAGCCUUUUACUUCAGCUUCAGCCCUGACAGCCACCAUUGAUCCUGAGACUAAAUAACAAUACAAGGAUUCUUCUUCUGCAUUGAGCUGCCCUCAAAGGCUGUUUGGUACAGUCAAACCUCUUCUUACGUCCACCUCCACUCGUGUCCAUUUCGCCCAAUGUCUGCGGCAAACCCGAAAGUAACCGGCAGGUUUGCCGCCAUUCACACAUGCGCAGGAGCAGCUAUCGCCGCCUGCACACAACAGCGCCUCUCUCAGCGACCCUUUUCAACUUCUAGACGGGCCUCCAGAACAGAUUGUGGUCGUGAGUAGAGGUUCCACUAUAUUUGCAUCUGUUGUAGCACAUGGGGGACUGUCUUCUUCGUAGUGACUUGGGCCCACUAUACCAUAAGCCUGGCGCCCUCUACAUGUUUUGGCUUACGUAUCCCAUCAGCCCAAGGCAGCAUUGCAAAUAGCUGAGAAUAAUGGGAGUUGUAGUCUAACAACAAGAUUGGGGGAAGCUGCUCUAUGAUAUGUUGAUCCCAGUUUCUCUCUCCUUCCUUAUGUUCCAAUCACAAAGUCUGUGAUUUUCUACCAGCAAUUUCUUGAUGAUGCCCUCUGUUGAAGAUAAAAUUGCCACAGUAAAUCAAAGAGGUUUUUUUUUACUAACGUGUGCUAAAAAGAGAUAGAGAGAGUCAACACUGGGCAAAAUAAUGGGGCAUGGCUUUUUGUUCUGCAAAAAAAUAAUCUUUUGGGGAUUAAGGGUUUGGUUUACUAAUGGGAAAUGAUUUCUUACAUAGCAAUUCACGGCAAAUUACUGGGAAUAAAUUCCCCUUGGUUUGAGUACUUUCAAGUUAGAUCAUGCAUACAGUAAUACGUUGGAUCAAAUUGGCAGACAAGACAUGUGACAGAAUUUGAACCACAGUAAUUAUGAAGAUCAAGAAACGUAUGUCUGCAAAAAUACAUUGCCUGCUUAAUAGAGAUGACACAGAACCAGAGCAAAUAAAAGACUAGAUGACAAAAUGGGCUCAAAAUAUUGGAGAAAACAUACCACUCGUUACCUGGGAUAUUCUGUGGUAAAAGGCACAUUGUUUCUCCUUAGAUAUGGGAAUAAGAGGAAAUUCCUUUAUCACCCCAGUUCAAAUACAAAAUAUAUAAAUAAAAAUUAGCCUCCCACACAUUGGAACUACCAAAAGGAAAGAGGAGAUUACUUUCAUAUAUGAUGCAACAUAAAUAUGUCUCAGGGAAAAAGAAUGAGACAAUUUAAAAAAUCUUAAGGUGUGAAAUUCCUCUUCAUCCUUUGUUCUUGUUGAACUAUGGAAAGUUUGGCUACGCCAGAACAUAAAGAAUUAGCUGUAAUAAGAAUAAAUGUGCUAGCUGAAGGAAAUUUUCUCUCUUUUUUGCAACUAAAUAUUGUGAUUUAUUGAUUAAGGAAAUAACUUUUCUCAGCUUCCCAUUUCUUGUACAAUGAAACAGUCCUCUGAAAAGCCUUUAGUCAAAGCUGAAACGAAACAAUGAAUACCAUGACUAUGACCAAUGAAUCUUGUUUAGAUAAAUCUAUUGAUGCUAAAAGAAAGACUAUGGCCAAGUAGUUUCUGAUUAAUCGCCAUUAAUUGGGACAAAUGCACAAAACCUACAGUUUUUCCAGAGGGCUGCAGUGAAUGGCAAAACUGUUUGAAUGUGUGUGGAAGGAAGAUACAUGAAAGGGCUAAAUAAAUAAAUAUCUAGGUUGUCUAAAAUGCCAGUGCUAAAUAUAAUCUUUACUACUAUCAACAGGCAUGGCCUUCUUUGGCAGUUUUUAUUCUAUUCUUGAUUGCUGGUGUAGAUAAAAGCCUAACUUUGUCUCACACCCAGGUAACAUCCCAAGAAUGGAGCCUGACCAAAAUGGAGCUGGCCCUCAGCCUGACCAGCAACCCCCACCUCCCAUAAGCAGCUCUGAAGCGCUGCCUACUGAGAAUGGUCUAGAGAAACAAAGUGAAAAGUCGCCUCCGAGGCCUCUGUCCCCUGAGAACGCAGCGCAUUCUCAGCCUGAAAUAAAGCUGUGCGAUAUAUCUGAGGAGCUGAGCCGACAGCUGGAGGACAUUAUUAAAACCUACGGGUCAGCUGCCAGCCUGGUGGAGGAAAGGAAUGCUAAAGCGACAACAGACAGACCUGAGAAAGGAGAUUCCUUUAAUAAUGAGGAUGGAGAAUAUGAGGAUGCCCAUGAUGAGGCUGAGAAGGAACAGGCAGCUUCUGGGGAUGCGUCUGGAUCAAAGGAAUCCAGCAGCCAGAAAGAACAGAAGCUGGAAAAGAAAAUCCUGAAGGGACUAGGCAAGUAUCUCCUUGCGUAACUGAAAUGCAGAACUUAAUAGGACUCAUUGGCUAUGUUGGAAAAGGCGCCGCAGUGGUCGUCUCCAUAACAUUUAAUUGUUUGGUACCAAAAGUACCCAUUUUCUUCUUGGCUCUGGCCAGAAACCAGUUUUUAGUUUUAUUUUUAAUAUGUGACGCAAUAAUGGACAUACAUGGCAAUUAACUGAUGGUACAAUUCUGUACAUCACACCUAGACUUGUAUAUUUUGUGGGUGCAAUAAUGCAAAGCAGCAUUUACCAGCAGUUCUCAAGCCUGAGGGUCCCCAGAUGAUGUUGGACUACAACUCCCAUCAUCCUUGAGCUCUGGCCUUGCUAGCUAGGGGUGAUGGGAGUUGUAGUCCAACAACAUCUGGGGACCCACAGGUUGAGAAAGGCUGAUUUAGGCUAUUAUUAUUAUUACAGUCAUAACUUGGAAGUUGAACAGAAUCCGUCCAGAAGUCCAUUCGGCUUCCACAGCGUUCGGAAACCAAAGCGUGGCUUCUGAUUGGCUGCAGGAAGCUCCUGCAGCCAUAUCAGAAGCCCCGUUGGACGUUCGGCUUCCAAAAGAACAUUCGAAAACCGGAACAGUCACUUCCGGGUUUCAGUUAUUUGGGAGCCAAAACAUUUGAGAACUAGGCUGUUAGAAAACCAAGGUACGGCUGUAUUGGAUUUAUAUACAGCUUAAUUGCUAAAGUAUCUUCUUCAGUGAGUGUUUCAUCCAUCUUGAACUUGCACUAAACAUCAUACUAAAAAUUAGUCUGGCUGUCUGGCAAAAAUGUGGAAAUAGAACCACUGCAACAAGGAUCACCAACCUUUUGGAGCCCAUGAGCCCAUUUGCCAACCAGAAAGCACGUGUAGCACAUGGGUAACAUAUGGGUAGCCACAACCAGUGUGGCACAAGGGUGCUACAGUGACAACCCCUACGCGCUACUACCAUACUUAAAAGAAGGUCACCUAAAGUUGCUUCAGAAGCACCUGGCAGAAAUCUAAAGAGAAAUGUUCCACACAAACUGCUGCUAACAUUUCCAAAUAUAGAAGCCAAAACCAAUUUAAAAUGCAGCUUCCAGUUGUUAAAAAUUCUUGUAUUUUGCAUGAAGUGCUCUCUGUGAGAAUGUCCUUUUUAAAAAUUACUUCAGGAAAAGAAGCUACCCUGCUGAUGCAACAUUUGAACAAGCUGAAUACCCCAGAAGAGAAGCUGGAGAUCCUAUUUAAGAAGUAUGCUGAACUGGUUAGUAUAGCAGCUACGGAGAAAGGAUAGAGACAGCCCCACUUUAAAGUGUAUACAUCUAAAAAUAAUAUUGUAGAGCUGGUGAAAGUGCAGAAAGGGGACAGCUAAAACAACUUUUCCUCCCCUGGGGGCUUUUUAGCAAGCAAGGAAGGACAUGAUAAGUGUUUGAAAUGAUGCAUGGUGUGAAGAAAGUAGAUUGAAAGAAGUUCUCUCCAUCUCUCAUAGAAUACAGCCGAGGGUCAUCCAAUGAGGAUGAGAUGUAGCGAUGGCCAGCAGCACAGACAGCUAUAAAAGGGAAUUGGGCAAUAUAUUAUUCACAGAACACCAGUUGCUGGGGUGCAACUUAUCCUCAUGUCCUACUUGAGAACUUCCUUUAGGCACCUGCUUGGCCCCUGUGGGAACAUUAGGAAGGGUCAUAGCACUGUGGCAGAAGAUCCUAGGUUCAGUCUCCAGGUGGGGCUGGGGAAAGCGCCUGGCUGAAACCCUGGAGAGCCACUAUUGAGCUAGAUGGGCCAGUGGUCUGAUUUGGUACAAUAUGCCUUUAUAUGUUCUUAGCAUAUUCCUGGACUUGGUCUUAUCCAGCAGGCAGGGCACUUUGUGUGCUCUUAUAUGUGAUGCGAUGUUGGGUUCUUGGGUUACAACCUGGGGGCUGAUAUUAUGCUUCUAAGAGCCCUGCUGGAGCAAUAAGAAGAGAGAAUUCCCCCACACACACACACACAUACACACAUAUGGUUUUCCCUUGGACCUCUCAUUUGACCCCUCUAACGUCUGAUGUUGGGGUCGUGCUUGAGGCAGCAAGUAGAGGUGAGGGGUGAGGAUGAAGGAGCAAGGCAUAGACCAGCAUAGCUUCAGCUCCAUCAUGUCCCGCUCUUGCUUUAUCAGGGUUGCAACUUGGCAAGCUUAGUUCUGAGACAUUAUAUUGUUAGAAGUUUGCGGGUGCUGAAUGCCUUGGUUUAGUAGUUGGAAUUUAAUUAGAGCUUGUGUGUUAGAACCGGGGGAAAGCUGGACUCUGUGUGUUUUAAGAUAGAUUCAUGUGUGUAUUUCACCUGUGUGCUAGACACUUCUAGUCAUUUAAUUAACAUUAAUUAAUUAUGCUGGGCAAACUUCCUAAGUUGUGUCUUAGGUGGUUCUUAAUCCUUGGAAAUCAACAGGAGUUGAAAGGUAAUGGAGUCAGCCUAAUUUCCUUUGAGGGAAUGGCCUGGGGAUAAUGAGCCACUAGCACAUCAAAAGGGCAGGAACUCUCCCUAAGUUAGAAAAGACAGAGACAAUAAAUGCUAAGGGGGAACUAUUUGACAGGAGGAAGUUAGGGGUCAGAGAGAGGCACGACUGGUUGCUGCUGGCUGCAAGGCUGGAGUUGUUGUGAGAGGAACAGAAACUUACUGGAAACUGAUGCUGCAGAACCUCUCAAAUCUACACUCAGAUUGUAUAUAUGAGCAAAUAAACCAUAUAUCAUAAAGACACCACAGUCUCUGCUGUGCCUCAUUGUCCAAAAGGAAACACAGAUCCUGGUACCCCAGAAUCUCACACCGCUCAGAACAUUAUAAAAGCAGAGAUCAGGUUCAACAGACACCAUAUAAUACAAAGAGUCCGAUAUUAUAGAGAGAUACGGAAUAAUCCAUAAGAUAUUAAAAUCAAAACUUUAAAAAAGCAUUACCCAGAAUAUUUUUCAGGAGCAAAUUGGGCUGAGGGAGGGGAAACAGCAUUUUGGUUAAAAAUGUUUUUAAAAAUUGUAAAAAUUGUAAGGCAGAACAUUUGCUGUUGAAGUGAUGCAUGUCCACCCUUGUUUGAUAAACUUGGACAGGAAUGACUGAAGAAAGCCUGUUUUGACCACCAAUGCAAAGCCUUCCAGCUUCUCCAGGGGGGAAAGGAGCGACCACAAGUCAGAUAAUUGUUUUCCUUUCAGCAAGUGUUAAAAUUACUUUAUCAUUUUUUAAAAAAUGAAAAAGACCUGCUACAAACCUCAAACCACCUAUUCUGAAAUGAACAGUUACAGCUUCAGGUUACAGGAACCAGACUUUGGUCUGACCUCAUAUUUCCUUUGGCCAGCAUCUAUUUAAUUUGGAACAAUUUCUUUUGGAGCUGUCCACCUUUAAGUAAUGCUUAUUGAAACCUUGGUUUUUCAGCCGCUUUCUUUUAUCAUUGUCUUGUGCUGUGCCCAAGGGGGAUGACAGCUUAGCAAAAUCUAUGCCUGGGCUGAGAUGAGUGAGGUCAAGGAAGCUGCUGAAAGGUCUUGCAGUGAUGUCAUGGGUAAAAUUGUCAACUUUUAAAGUGAAUUUUAGUCUUGUGCCUCUUUACCAGCUGUGAAGCCAUUAGUAGGUGGUGAUGCUUAUCUCAGUUCUAUAAAAAGCUUUGCCUGGUGAUUUCUGCAUAGCAAGCUGCUGUUAAAAGGUGCAAGCUCAGGCAGCCAGGACAAUUCCCUCCACUCCCAGGGCAGAUGCAAAUGCCGGUCAUGGCCACCAUCCAAGAGUUCUGCUUUCCAAAGGUAAAAACCACUAUACAGCUAGCGGCCUGAUUUGCUGGGAAAGUGGUUUAUUAAGAACAGGAUCAUUGUCCUAGCAACUUAUCAAUCAAUUAAGCACAACUCUCAUUUUAUCUCUUCGCUGUAAAAACAAAAUGAGCAGUCAUGGGAGGCAGAUGAUUUAAUGGUUCCCUGCAGCAAACCAGAACUCCCACUCAAAUAAAUAUUAGUUUCUGUUUCUGUCCUCCCUUUACCUCCCCCCCUUUUAUUUUUUAGCUGGAGGAACAUCGUACUGAACAGAAGAAACUAAAGUAUCUGCAGAAAAGGCAGACACAGCUCACAAAGGAGAAGGACCAGUUGCAGAGUGAACACAGUAGAGCCGUCCUUGCCCGAAGCAAACUGGAAAGUCUCUGCAGAGAGCUACAAAGACACAACAAAACCCUGAAGGUAAAACAGAGGGCUUAUCCACACUUCCUCUUCUCCCGUUGCUUUCCCCCUGGGAAAGCCACUCUUAAACCACUCAGAGCCGUGCUUUAUAGGCAUGGAACAAGGCCUGAGAAGAACACACUGACAACUGCACUAACUUGUCUAUUCCCAAUCCAGAAAGUCUGGCAAUUUGUAGUCCUGUGGAUAAGUGAACUGUCUUUAGCAAGGAAUUUGAAGCAUUCUCGAAUCCCAAUUCAAUGGUCUUCAGAAGAUGCCAUGACACUAUUUCAAAUCAGUUUAAAUAUAUUGUGGCUGAUGGCCAAGGAUUCUCUUGUGCAGUGGAUUAGUUUUUCAAUGGUGAUCAAUGGCGGUUAACUGGCAAACUCUGACAGGUUUAGAGUGUAUCUGUGUGGAGAAAUGGCUGUUUUUACAUUAUUGGAAUGGAGAGAAAAGAGGGCUGUGAAUUAGCUCAAGUCUGGAAAUGCUUGAAAGUACAGGACCACUUUUUGAAUAGCCUGGUAGCGGCACACUGCUUCAAUUUUUGCUCAUAUUUGUACUUUGGUAAGCAAAGUAAAUGUGGGUUUACAUUGCUCCAAAUCCAUUUUGUGCUGCCCAGGCAACUUUACAAUAGUAUAAUGUAGAUGUGUAUGCCAGCAAAUUUGGAAAACUCAGCAGUGGCCAGAGGAUUGGAGAAGAUCAGUCUACAUCCCAAUCCCCAAGAAGGGCAGUGUCAAAGAAUGCUCUAACUACCGCACAAUUGCACUCAUUUCACACGCUAGCAAGGUUAUGCUUAAAAUUCUACAAGGCAGGCUUAAGCAGUAUGUGGUCCGAGAACUCCCAGAAGUGCAAGCUGGAUUUCGAAGGGGCAGAGGAACCAGAGACCAAAUUGCAAACAUGCGCUGGAUUAUGGAGAAAGCUAGAGAGUUCCAGAAAGACAUCUACUUCUGCUUCAUUGACUAUGCAAAAGCCUUUGACUGUGUCGACCACAGCAAACUAUGGCAAGUUCUUAAAGAAAUGGGAGUGCCUGAUCACCUCAUCUGUCUCCUGAGAAAUCUCUACGUGGGACAAGAAAUACAGUUAGAACUGGAUAUGGAACAACUGAUUGGUUCAAAAUUGGGAAAGGAGUACGGCAAGGCUGUAUAUUGUCUCCUUGCUUAUUUAACUUAUAUGUAGAAUUCAUCAUGCGAAAGGCUGGGCUGGAUGAAUCCCAAGCCGGAAUUAAGAUCGCCGGAAGAAAUAUCAACAACCUCAGAUAUGCAGAUGACACAACCUUGAUGGCAGAAAGUGAAGAGGAAUUAAAGAACCUUUUAAUGAGGGUGAAAGAGGAGAGCACAAAAUAUGGUCUGAAGCUCAACAUCAAAAGAACGAAGAUCAUGGCCACUGAGCCCAUCACCUCCUGGCAAAUAGAAGGGGAAGAAAUGGAGGCAAUGAGAGAUUUUACUUUCUUGGGCUCCAUGAUCACUGCAGAUGGUGACAGCAGUCACAAAAUUAAAAGACGCCUGCUCCUUGGGAGAAAGGCGAUGGCAAACCUAGACAGCAUCUUAAAAGCAGAGACAUCACCUUGCCAACAAAGGUCCGUAUAGUUAAAGCCAUGGUUUUCCCAGUAGUGAUGUAUGGAAGUGAGAGCUGGACCAUAAAGAAGGCUGAUUGCCAAAGAAUUGAUGCUUUUGAAUUAUGGUGCUGGAGGAGACUCUUGAGAGUCCCAUGGACUGCAAGAAGAUCAAACGCAUCCAUUCUUAAGAAAAUCAGCCCUGAGUGCUCACUGGAAGGACAGAUCAUGAAGCUGAGGCUCCAAUACUUUGGCCACCUCAUGAGAAGACAAGACUCCCUGGAAAAGACCCUGAUGUUGGGAAAGAUGGAGAGCACAAGGAGAAGGGGACGACAGAGGAUGAGAUGGUUGGACAGUGUUCUCGAAGCCACAAACAUGAGUCUGACCAAACUGCGGGAGGCAGUGGAAGACAGGAGUGCCUGGCGUGCUCUGGUCCAUGGGGUCACGAAGAGUCGGACACAACUAAACGACUAAACAACAAUGUAGAUGUGCUCCCUGUUUAAUGUUUUUUUGAGUGACAAGCAUGCUGAUUGGAGUGCACCUUAUUCUAAGGUUACCAGAUUUUUUCCCAUGAAUCCGGGGACACUUUUCAACUUUGGUCAGAAUGGAUGGAUUUUGUCAGGGGACUGAUUUGUAAAUCUGGGGACUGUCCCCGGGAAACGGGGACGUCUGGUAACCUUACCUUAUUCCCACCUCUCACAUUAGGAACAAUGACCAUCUCCUAGUUAGUUAUUAAUUGUGUGCCAUAAUUGCAAUUUUUAGGCUGUGCUAUUGUUUCCAGUAUUUACAGUUUUGUGCUAAAAUGACUGAACGGAGGUACAGGUAUAUGGCCCAGACUGAGCAUAUGGUAAAUUUACCCAGCAUCUCUCUGGAUUGCAUUAUGAGAUUCCUGUUGAUUUAUGUAUGACAGAUGUGAGGAACCUUCCAGAUGUUGAUGGACCACAACUCUGUCAUCAUCAAUCAUUGGCUAUGCUGCCUGGGAUUGAUAGGAAUUAUAGUCCAACAGUAUCACAGAUGCCCAUCUCUUAUUGUAUGGACACCAGUGUCAUGUUAACAGUGCUUUUGAUUGCACCUGGAGUGAAAGAAGACAGCUUUGCUCCCUGUUAAGGAAACAAACUGCAAGGCACUGAGGUGGGCACUUUGUGCUUUGCUCAGUUGGGUUGCACCAGUGAAGCAAAUGACAGAAUUAUUUGUAUUGCCAGGCCAAAGUGCUUUUUAGAUAUUUGUGUCCUUCUUGCCAGCAGCGUUUUAGCACUGAGGCACUUCUGCAAAUAUCUAUUGCAACACAAGCCACAGAAUGUGUAUCCAGUCAUUCAGUAAGACUGCAUGCCUGCCUCACCAUGCUAACUGGGAUCUAAUAAGUGCAGCCAAUGCAUUUAAUUUUGAUAAACCAAUUUGGCACUGGGAAAGACCUUUUACUUGACCCACCUCUGGGGUUGUUGGUUUUUUUGUAUUUCCCAUGUGUCUCUCUGACAUAACAUUGCACAUGUUCAAAUGGGAAGAUAUUGAAACAGUGGCAAUGGGGACCUAUAUGCAAUGAAUUUAUGCUAUGCUGCCACUGUAAUGUUUUAAACAGCCGGCCAGCUCAUGGGUGCAUAGUCUGAUAACUGCUCCCAAUCCUAGCUAGAAAACAAACAAACAAAUGAAAUACAGUGGUACCUUGGGUUACAGAUGCUUCAGGUUACAAACUCCACUAACCCAGAAAUAGUACUUCGGGUUAAGAACUUUACUUCAGGUUGAGAACAGAAAUUGCAUGGCGGCAGCACAGCGACAGCGGGAAGCCCCAUUAGCUAAAGUGGUACCUCAGGUUAAGAACAGUUUCAGGUUAAGAACGGACCUCUAGAACUAAUUAAGUUCUUAACCCGAGGUACCACUGUAGCUUCAACAUAUUAUAUCAACAAUCCUUCUAGUGUGUUGCAGCAGUGGAAAUGAGGAGGUAAUCAUUCCAAAUCCUAUGUGUGCUUACUACAAAAGAAGGGCUGCUAAAUUCAAUAGAACUUCAUCCCAAUUAAGUGUGCAUAGAAUUGGAGUCUCAGCAACAUUUUUGCAGUCUCCACAUCCAUGUUUGUGCCUUUUUGGAUUAAAUGAAUUGCAGCCAAAUACUGCUUUCUUAAUCUAUUUUUUGUCCACUGAGGGUACCUGAUACCGUAGCAUGGGGACUACCUUCAGCUUAAAAGUACUCUGCUAGAAACCUUAGUCUUAAUUCGGUUACUCUAUCUUCUGUAACAAUAAAUCUUUGUUUGUGUUGGUCUGCCCAGAUGUAACUCCUUGCUCUUUUCAAAGCUACUAUCUCAUUAGUGGAUGUUUUUAUGCUCAUUAUCUGGCUUCUACAGUGCACUCUUUUUUUGCAGGAUACACUGGUGACAACUCCCAUUUGUUCUGCAGCAAAAGUGAACCGCAUAAGCAGCUGCCCUGCUGUUUUUGAUCUUGUAAUCUGAAUUAAAGUGGCAUCUUAAGUCUGACAAGUGAGAUGGAGCCAUGCAGCUCUGUCCCUGUCUACUGGCCAACUGUUGUCUUGAGUACAAUACAGGGCCCAGCUCCACAACCCUGCCAGUAUUAUAUCAAUGGCCAGAAGCCCUGCCAGGCACCGUGGUACAAGUUCAUUGCUCAGAUUCAACCCACCAGCACACGGCCAGCAGCUUCUGGUAGGAAAUCCUUUGUUCCCAAACCCCAUGAAUCCUAAGAAUAAAAUGCCAGCUACAGACAUAGGCUGUUAGUUACUGCCUUCUUGGUCAACGUACUGUCAGCUUUUGCCUGAUUUUUGGCAAAAUGUGACUGAAAUUAAUUGUGUGCCUCCACCUUGCUUCCAGAAUAGGGCCAGGGAGGCUUCAUAACAUGAGAGGGCUGCUGCUUAACAGGAGAAUCCCUGAAAGACAUACACACACACACAUGCGCCCGCACACACAAAAUCGAGUGGAAUAGAACAGAUAAACCCACACACUCCCAAGCCCCUUAAAUACAGGAGAUAGUGGCGUACAAUGGUGUAGUGUUAAAUUUUGAAGUGCAGGAGCUCAUCAAGAAAGCUCUCAAAGCCAUGUUCCCAAAAAGAGUCACAGGCAUUCUCGUAGUACCCAAAUUAUUAGGAACACUGGAAGAACAAUCCUAUAUAAAAUUUCCAGGGAGUGGUUUCCAUGGAACUCAGUGAUUCUGACUGCUUACAUUCACCUUGGAAGACACAGUGAGUCUUAACAAAAGAUCACCAGCCUGUUGAAAUGAAGCCUUUGGCUUUUUCUUGAGAAAUGCAAAAGAUCUUGCUAAGAAGUUUUCCUGCUGAAAUUGCUAGCAUGAAGCCUAUCAGAGGACAGAACUAUCCAGCCUCUCUUUGAUUGAUUGAUUGAUUGAUUGAUUGAUUGAUUGAUUGAUUGCUUUUUCCAAAUCUGCUACAAAUGAACUUGUCAGCUUUAUCACCUCAUUUAUGUGACAGGUCAAGGAGGGUCCAUUGGUCUAGUAUAUGACACUGGUGGUUUUAUUAAUUUGUGAAUUGCCUUUUAUAUAACUCUCCAAGUGAUUUGCAAUCCAACAAUAAUAAUCAACUAAAAAAGAUUUUUAAACUAUACAAAACAACUUGAGGUGGGAUUAAAAGCACUACAAAUAAACACCCAAUUUUUUUCAUAUAGUUGGAACAGUUUGUAGAAACAAAAAUGCCUUGUUUGUAGAAAGUAUAAGUAGUCCACACCUGUACAAAGGGUGGGUGCUUGUCAUAUCUCUACAGUCUUUGAGGUAGGAAUGGGGAACCUGUGGCCCUCUAGAUACUGUUGACUCCAACUUCCAUCAUCGUGCUGGCUAGAGAUGAAGGUAGCUGGAACUGCUGCAACAUCUGGAGCGCCACAAGUUCUCCAGCCCUGCUGUGUGUCUACAAAGCUGACUUCAUGGACCAGGAAAGAGAUGGGUGUGGGGGGAAGAGGGGUUAAGAAAGGAAGACAAAUGUUGUCUUUUAUGCAUGUGUUGACAUGUGUUUACCCUGUUUUUUGACCUUCGUCCUGAAGGUUGCCUUCAAAGAUUUACCACACUUACCAUAAAAUAAAACCAUCAGUAUUUUAAACUCAACAAAACACAACUGAAAAACUUGCAUAGUGGUACAAUCCUGUGCAAGUUUCCUUGGAAAGAAAUCCCACUGUGUUCUGUGGUGCUUACUCCCAAUGAAAGAAAUAAAAUUUAAGAAAGCUUUCCCCUUCCUUUUUACAUAUACAGAGACAACAAGAGAGGGAAACCAGUUUGUAAUGUUUAUUUAAUUGCUGUUGCAAAUUCUAAGCCCUCAAAUCAGAGCAAGAAACACUUCAAUCUCAAUAUCGUAAAUGAGGCGCAAUAAUGAAUGUGCCCCCCAAAGUCAUUAUUUCGUCUGCCCUCCCAUUCCUGUUUGAAGGGCACCCAAAUCCCCCUGCAAAAGGAUGCGUCUCUCACUCAUUCACUACAAUAACAAAAAUCUGGAUGCUAAUUAUCUCCUAUGGAAAUAAUAUAAUUUGCUUUUAUUGGAAUAUUGCAUUACAGGAGGAGACCCUUCAGCGAGCAAGAGAGGAUGAGGAAAAAAGGAAGGAGAUCACUAAUCAUUUCCAAGGCACCUUGAACGAUAUCCAGGGGCAGAUUGAGCAGCAAAGUGAAAGGAACAUGAAGUUGUGCCAGGAGAACAGUGAGCUGGCAGAGAAAUUGAAAAGUAUCAUAGAUCAGUAUGAAGUCAGAGAGGAGGUGAGAACAACAUACAAAUACUGCAGAAGGCUAACUUGUGCCAGAUCUGUUGCCGUAAUUUCUAGUCUUCUCUGUUCAUUCCUCUUGCAAGUGCAUUCAGCUUUUGGCAAAAAGCAGCAUAGCUAUUUAGUGUAUAUGCUCACCCACCCAUUCACUGCAGGUAAGUUUCAAAAAGCAUCUCUAAAGAAAUAUGCAAACCAAGAAUCCUUCUCCCCUUACAUGCCCAGCUUUGGAGCACAAAUUAGUAGCUUAUUAAUUUGGUUAUUUAUUGGAGUAUGCUCCAUACUGGGUAUACACAGGGCAUCUAAAAUCUAAGUUUUAAAUAUCUAAAAUAUUUGCCUUUGGCUGUUGUCAUGCUGGUGACUGAGUGCACAUGUAGCAGCUAAGUUUAAACAGGGUGAGGGAAGCCUGGGAAGCCCCAGGCAGAGCAGUCAACCCAAGGAGGUCUUCCAAUGAUCUUCCUGUUGUCAUUGCUGCCACUGGUGGAAUGAAGGGGGAAAUGUCCUUGUUGUUGCCGCUGCUGAGAGAAGCCCCAGAAGAAGGUGGCAGGGACUGAAGGGAAGAAAGCCUUUCUGCCCUUCAUUCCCACCCUGGCAGCUAGUGGCCCACGGUCUGAACAGGAAGAGCGAGUGAGGAGGCGAGCAGAGGAAGUAAGCCAGGCCCAGGCAGGCAGGAGGACUGAGUGUGUGGAGAAAGGGAGCAUUCCCUUCCCAAUAUCACUGGCUGCUGCCCCUAACCAAGGCGGAAGGAAGGUUGGUGCAGUAAGUGGCAGCAGAAGCAUCAGAUUGCCUCCAUCGCUGUACUCCCAUGACUCACUCCUCCCCUUUCAGUUAAGUGUCAGUGACCCAAGAAGUCAGUCAAGCAACAGUUACAGGGAACCAGGCAGAGGGCCUUCUCGGUAGUGGCACCCGCCCUGUGGAAUGCCCUCCCACCAGAUGUCAAAGAGAGAAACAACUACCAGACUUUUAGAAGACAUCUGAAGGCAGCCCUGUUUAGGGAAGUUUUAAAUGUUUAAUAGAUUGUUGUAUUUUUAUAUUCUGUUGGAAGCUGCCCAGAGUGGCUGGGGAAACCCAGCCAGAUGGGCGGAGUAUAAAUUAUUAUUAUUAUUAUUAUUAUUAUUAUUAUUAUUAUUAUUAUUAUAACAGAGAGCUCCACCUGCAUCAUCUCAGCAACCACUAGAGUUGGAGUUGUUGUGUGGGGAGGAGUUCAGGGUAUGGUGGGUAAGCAGAGUUGGCGAGCAAAGUGAGCAGGAGCAGAAGCCCCAACAUUUAAACAUGUCAUGCUUACUUGACUGUUAACCCUAAUAUUCAGUUAGGCCAACCUUAGAUAAAUGUGCAUAAGGACUGCAAUUUUAUGUGGAUUUUUUAAAAUCUAAAACUCCAUUAUUUCUAUAGGCAGGAAAAUCACUACAUCUAAACAAAAUGCAUUGCAAUGUGUUUUCUUCCAGCACCUAGAUAAGAUAUUUAAGCACAGGGAGCUUCAGCAGAAACUGGUGGAUGCCAAGCUGGAACAGUCGCAGGAAGUGAUGAAAGAAGCUGAGGAACGACAUCAGCGAGAGAAGGAAUAUGUAAGUACUUGCCUUUAGCUUUAUUUUUCCCUUUAGGCCAAGCACAGGUCUGGAAUGCCAUCUUCCCAUUUUAAGUAGUUGUUCCUGGUCUGAACUGAGACAAGUGGCCUCCUAUCUCAGCACUGAGCGGCAUCCACCCUGGUUUAAAAUCUGUAACAAUACACAAGCCGGUGCCACUGGGCCUGGUGGGGCAGAAGGCAGGGAGGAAGAGUAGGGGGCGCCUGAGCCAAUGGCAGGCAGAGGCAGCAAACUCUAGUUUUGCUUCCAUUCUCUUCCCUGUUCCACAAAGUUGACACUGAAGCGAAGGAAGGGGAAGCUGACAAGCAGUUUCACCACUGGAGUGAUUGUAAGUUAGAGAGCAGGCAGGUGGACUCAGGACAGACUGAAGCCAAUGCAAACAAGCCUACAGUUUGCUCAAGCAUCUGAUGCCCCCAUGAGAAAUUAUGUUUGUUUGCCAUAGCGAUAUCCUACAGCUUUCUGGGUACACAUGCUGUUAUCCAUGCUUCUUCUUACUUCAGUCUUGUGAUGUCUAUUAGACCAAGACAGGAACUAGCCUGAAGGCACCCAGUGAGAUCCAUGACCAAGAGACAAUUCUGAAUCCAGAUCUUCCCAGUCCCAGCAUUCUUCACACUAGGCUACACUGGCUGUGUUAUGUUUUGGUGCACUAGGGCACUUGGAAAUUAUAGCUAUCUAAGCAUGAAGCUUAGCAAACACAAGACUCCUUUAACAUCUCUGCUUCUGUGCAGUCAAGUACUCCCUGACUGAAUUAUAACCUACCCACAAACAAAUCGGAGUGAAUGGUCAGUAGCCAGCUGUGUCUAACCUCUGCACGCUUUUUUUUUUUUUUUGGCAAAUAAAUCCUGAUGACUGCUCAAUAAACAGGUGAUCUGGAAGCAGCCUUCUUUUCAGAAGACAAAUUGAGAGUAAAAAGCGAAGGCUGAAAGCAAGAGCCAUCAGACAAUGGAAUAGCUCUGCUGCCUCCCUGUGGCACAGGGGAAGCUGUUCUCACUCAUAUGGCAUACUGGCUGUUUGUACAACUAGUCGUGUUCGUCAUAUUAUUAAAAACUCAAAUGUUCAAUGCAGUACUCUUAUCCUUACAACUUUAAACAUGCCUUAGGAAACAUUUUCCAGGGAUGUACACCCCUUUUCCUAGUUUUCAUGAAUUUCAAGAGCUCCCUAGACAUUUUAUCAUUACAAAAUUGGCAACUACUCUUAGCUGCUGAGAGAAAGACACCCCCGCCCCAAGAUAUACCCAAAUUUCCCUAAGAUAACCAGCUUAGUAUCCAUACAGAGGGGCUUGAUCUAGCACUGAUACAGCAGGUAGCCAGUUACCAUCAGCAUCAUACUUCAUCCCCAAGAUCAGGUCUAGAUUUAAGUGGAGGCCAUGACCGCAUGCAUUCAUCCAGACAGGUAUUGCUGCCACCGAACCAGCUUCAGCAUUCGCAUGAAGGGGGUCACUCCAGGGAGUCAAUUCCAGUUUCAUUUUACUAACUCAUUUUACUAAAUUACUAAUUCUUCUUUAGAAAGGGGAGGAGUUCCAUUUUGACAGGUUGCUAAGCGUUUUGUCUGCAGGCGUUGGUUUCACAGGAAAAGGCUGUUGGAAAACACCUGGGCAGGUGGAUGUUGUUACUGGUAUUGCCUCAGACAAUAUGUGAACCAGUAGAUAGAAGCAGGCUAACUUCUUAAUAACGACUGCGGCACUCUUGUGGUUGUUUAGUGACUCCUGGUAAACUUUAUGUCCAGAACCUUGAGGUUGUAAAUUCAGUCUCAAGAAUGACUGGAGGUUAUAAAUUCGUGAGGGGGGCGGGUGUUUGCAGCCUUCUGAAUUCAUCUAGCUCCCCAAAGCAGACUUGCAUUGUGAGAAGAGAAACUGUAGGUCCCCCUGCCCCAUGUUGCUUAUAAUAAUACAUAUUUUUCCCUGAGGCUGAAAGGUGCUAGAUAGUCACCACAGUUCAAAGUUCCAGGCUCUUUGGGCAGCUUUGGGAUUGACAGGCCAACAUAACCCAUUGCUACCUACAGCCACAGCAACAUUUGCUCUCAACACCAGUGCUAUCAGCUUAUUAGAAUUGAAGAUGAACUCCAGGUUCCAUUGACUAAUUGGCAACUUCCCUCUGUCCAUGUCUUGUGAAUUCCCAUUUAUUGAAAUUAGGCCAGAGCACCUUUCUGGAGCAAUGAAAAUUGUCUGUGGUCAUAAGAAGUUUGGAGAAAUUCUUCUCUGAAAAAGUUAUUUACUACAUCCCUGUCUUUUAAUUAGAAUGCCAGUUUAGACAGGAAAGUUCAGGCAGAAGGGAAUCAGAGCAGUCCCACUGAGGCUGUGCUAAGCCUAGCCUGGAGCAGUUCAACUUUAACAAGAUUCUUCGGACGUUUCUAUAAUUCUAGGAGUGGGCAAGAGCUGAAGAACAAGCUUUAUGGGUGUAAACUGCAUUCAGUAGCACUGUACUAUAUUCUUUACGAAUUGGUUUCUGCUUUGAGUCCUUCCUCGUUUCUGCUUCAUAUUUUAUUAAUAAAAAAAUACCAAUAUUUGUGUCUGGCUGAGCAGGUUGGCUUCUGAAGAUUACCUCAGGCUGCAUUUUUUAUUUUGAUUUUUUAAAAAAAAAAUUCAUGCUAAUUUAAAACACUGCUUUGAACAUUUGCUUUUAUUGCAGGAUAACUCCUAGGUGUUUUUUAAAAUAAAUAUUUAAGAAUAACUUAAAAUACAUUUGCUACAGGACAUCAAUAAGACCAGAGAAGGUGGGGGGGGGACUGUUUAGUGAGCCACAACAGAUUACUGGAAAAAAUGAUUUCUGCCUCAUCAGUUAUGCUGGACUUCUUCAGCAUGCCAGCUGGAAUAUGUGACAGUGAAGGCCUGAUGAAAUUUUUAAGCAGUGUCAAAACCCAGACAGUUUGCAGGAUAAAUGACUAUCCUGAAGACCUUGACCCUCAGGCUAUUCAGCAUUUUGUUUCAUACCGUUAAACACAACCUACCUGUAAUUCUCCCAAAAGAUUUUAUUUUUAUCUCGCUGCUUUUUUUUUAACCUCUGGUGAAGGAAGUAAAAAAACCCACACCCACCUAUCAUUUUGAAAGCCACACGAAACAGCCCUUGUGUAUAUUGCUUAACUUCAUUGCUCUAGCUUUUGCAGCAGUUGUUUGGAAAGUUAGAAUGCUAACAAUGGCAGACUUUGGGGUCUCAAAUUUCAGCAGUGCCAAAAUUUGGUGCCCCCUGCCUCUUUCCUUCUGUUCUACAUCAUAGUUGUGGCACCUCCAAGAUAGUAAUGUGUGCAGUGCUUUUUUUUUCUUUUAAAAAAAAUGUUUAGGGGUACUCUCAUUUUCCUACUCAUAUUGAAAUACUGCCCCUCAGUGAGGCCAAACUUAGAUUCUCAACAUGUUUAGGGGUAUGCGUACCCUCAGAAAAAAAGCACUGUGUGUGUGUGUGAGAGAGAGAGAGAGAGAGAGAGAGAGAGCUUUGCAAGUACGUAGAUGGAUUCUAAAGACUUUUGACUGAAAUAAAAAGUCCAAGUAUUCCACUGCUAUUCCUUUUGUGUCAAACACAGCUACUUAACCAAGCUGCAGAGUGGAAACUACAAGCAAAAAUGCUGAAGGAGCAAGAGACAGUUCUCCAGGCCCAGGUGAAGAACAGCUGCUGUCUGUAUGACGUGCCUCUUUAUUUGAAGGGGGGCGGGAAUGAAUGUACUAAAGACAGGGGAGAGUUUAAUAUAUGGUUGCGCUUUACGCUUCAUUAAAGCAUAUCCUCUGCAAGCAAAGGUCAGAUGAGCGCGCACUUGGGAAGUAUUUGCAUUGAUCUGUCCAUAAUCUAGGCCACAUCUCAAGGGGCAGGAAGAAUCAAAACAUAUGAUGACCAGGGUCAGAGGAAUAUUAUUAUUUUACUGUAUGGGGUCAUUUUCUCUUUAACUUUACACCAGCAAUUAUUUAUUUAGUGCAGAGUGAGGAACCGAUGGCCUUCCAGAUUUUAUUAGAUACCAGCUUCCAUCAGACGCAGCCAGCAUGCCCAGUGGUCCCUGCCCCUGCCUUGGUGGUUUCUUCCAUUGUCCCAUGUCAGAGGCUAUUAAUUAUUUGUUCUCUUUUUUAUUAUUUUUGCAAGCUACUUUAGGUAUGUUUCACUUCAUGAUAGUUUUAUUUCUAAUGGGUGGUUAGUCUACGGGCCAUAUCCAGCCCUCUCAAUCAUUUUCUUGUGGUUUCCAACCCACCCUUUCCCCCAUUUUUUUAGAAAAGUAGUUUUUUAAAAUUGAAAAUGCAAAAAUAUUUAUGACCCCCCACCGCUCCAAAUGUGCCCUUUAAAGCAAACUAAAAAUUAGCUAUACUUCCUUUUAUACCUUGGACAAGUCCACUUUGACAUGUUAAGUCUCCCUUGUUUUAUAAGAUUAUAUAUUCUGCUUUUUAAUCAACUGAUUCUCAAGGCAGCUUGAAAUUGACUAUAACACCACAUACCUCAAAAAUGGAGGCAGACAUGGGGCAGAUCAUAUGGCAAGAUGAGAGUUGCUGUUUUUUAAUGGAUAUGUGAUGUUCCUACUUCCUGUUUUCGAGUCAGUUACUCUUGUGUACCACGACCUGUCAGCUAUAGAACAAGUAACAAUAAGUGGAAGACUUGAGUGCAGGGAUAGUCUUAGUACUAUUCUUAUUAAUGCUCUCAGACUUGGAAGUUUUGCUGGAUGGAGAAGGCAUUUCAAGGCUUUAAUGGGCAGCAAAGUAGUAACACAAUUCCAGAACUUGUUUUCAUGUUUACAAUAAAUAGGUGAAAUAAUGCAAAUGCUACUGAAGUCUUUUAAAUAAAUUUGUUACUGGAUUAAUUUAUUAAGAGAGAGCCACCCAUGUUAUGUACUGUGCCCUUAUGACAAAACAGCAGAGGUAAGAGAAGAACUGGAUUUAUGAGAGAUUGAAAGACAUACGGGAGAGAAGACAUAAUCUGUCCAAAGGGAGGAAAGAACACAUUUUAAAAAUGCAAAAGUCUUUUGCCCUGACCACUAGAGGUCCCUCACAGACCUUAUCAAGCUUCAGAGCAUCCAGCACAUCUUAUUUACCUACUUUGAGUGAUGCUGGUGUUUAAACCUAAUAACAUAUGUGUUGGUUUUUUUGCUUCCGAGUGCCUUUUUCCUAUUUUUAGUUUUUGAUAUCCUCCUCUCAAAAGAUCAUUUGCCCCAAAUAGAUUAAAAUAUUCUGUAAGUAUAAAAUAAAUUAUUUGCUAAAAAUCACAGUCUCUUUCAUCUUGCUCUCUUCCUGCAAUAAUUUGAAGGUUUGGGCAGGGGGUUCACCUUUCUCGUUGUGGAACUGUGAACGGAAUUUGUGGAACUGACUUAUGUUUCCUUUCUCUGAAUGCAGCUUGCGCUCUAUUCUGAACGAUUUGAGGAGUUUCAGAAAACCUUGACAAAAAGCAAUGAGGUGUUUGCCAGCUUCAAGCAAGAGAUGGAUAAGGUCAGUUAAUACAUUUUGUCUCUCAAAUCUGUUCUGGAGGGCUUGCCAUUUUGGUAGCAGAGGCCAGUGAAUUUUCUUCAGGUUCACAUAAGACUUUUUCUGUUAUGGAAUCAAUCAGAAACACGCUGACAUUUUCCUGUAAGGUGCAAUGGAUACCAUUAAGAGUCAAACUCAAACAAUUGGAUGCAGGGCAGUAUUGAUAUUUAAUAAAUAAUAAUAAUGAACCCUGCAUUGCUGUCACACAGGUGUGUAUACCUUAUCACCAUUAAACAUUGUUGGAGCACAGAAAUUGCAUUUAGUGGCCCAGAUAUGAAUAAGACAUUUCAUCAUCAGCAUCAUCAAUUUGUAUGCUGCCUUUCCAUAGUUAAAACAAUGCUCAAGGCGGCUUACAACAUGACAAGAUUUACAUAAUUACCAACAUAACAAAAGCCAUAAGCAAUAAUUAAACACAUCAAAAAGUACACAACCAAAUGGAAAACGAUUUCCACAUAAAUCAUAAAAUCUAAAACUAAUCUUAAAAAUCUAAAAAUACAGCAUUAAUAUCAGUCACAAUGUAAAAUGACAUAGAUAAAAAAUAAAAGCAAUUUAAAAACAAAACAAAAACAAAAAUGGAGCCCUCUCUGCCCAGCAGCAGCAGCAACAGUCCUUUAUGGAGCCUGUCAGGCCCCGCCUUAAGCCAGGUGGAGAGAAGCAGGGCCGGGCCCUUCAGGCUCCCAGCAGGUCAGUCCUGCUGUAUGAUAAUCUAUUAUUAUUUAGCAAUAGGUAAGAGAGGGUAACAACUUUUUGAAUGCUCUGCUGUGUAUGGAAAGUGUGCUAGGGAGAAGAGAUUUAGAUCAACUUUCUUGACAUACUAACUUUUCCACUGGUAUUUACUUGCAUGUCAUUCUGAGCAGGCUGUCUUUCCUAAAACAGCAGCACAGAUAUCUCCUGCUGCAUAAGUCGAGCAUUUUAUGAGCUGCCUUGCAUCCUCUGCCAGUACCUGCUUGCACUGCCAAAGUGUCCAUGGCUCCAUAUGACUUUGUUGUUCUGCCAGUUAUCAUUCACUCAGAGAUUUUAAAUAUGGAUCAGAACAACUGACCCUUUUAUUUUUUUUAAGAAGGUGUUCAGUGCUGACACUGUUGCAGACUAUCAUGGGGCAGCUUGUAAUUUGUGCAAAGCACUUAAAGAUUGAUUUCCAAGCAGUAAAUUAUUUCCUGUGUUAAUUAUCCACAAAACCACACUGCCAUUAAGGCACUGUAAUGUUUGUGUUAUUCAUUUGAAUUAAGUGACUAAUUCAUUGAAAGCAAGAACUAAUAGAGUAAAAGAACUAUAACAGAUUGGCAGUGCUAUUAUAGAUGCGGGUUGCUCUUGCAACAAACAUUUUGUGAAAUCCCUGACUUGUUACUGCUUUGAGGCAAGAAUGUGUUCCACAUACAUGAGAUAUUGCUGUGUGCACACCUUGAUGUGUGGGCUUUCAGUUGAUCUCUGAAGAUAAGGAAACAGUAAAUCUGACAGGCAAGUAGCACUUGGGGAUCUAGUUGACAAUGUCUUUUUAUUCUAAGACCUUUCUUUUCCACCAUCAAAUGUAUUUUAACAUGGGCAGAGUACAGUCAGAGAUUUUUGUGAGCUGAUCCCAAAUUGAUGUUCUCCCAUUUUCAUGGUAUGAUUAGUGAGUACAGUCGUGCCUUGGCUCCCAAACAAAUCAGCUCCUGACCACCACAAACCCAGAAGUGACUGUUCUGGUUUGGGAACUAUUUUUGGAAGCCGAACAUCCACGACUUCCAAUUGGCUGCAGGAGCUUCCUACAGCCAAUCAGAAGCUGCACUUUGGUUUCCAAAUGUUUUGGAAGUCAAAUGGGCUUCUGGAACAGAUUCCAUUUGACUUCCAAGGUACAACCGUACUGCCAUAAGUCAAACUAGAACCCUUGACUAUUGCCAAGGUUGGGAUCAGCACUUGUUCACAUGGGAUGUGUGUAAAUGCUGGCUUGUUCCUGAUGCCAACUGGAUUUUUCCCUUCUUAGAUGACCAAGAAAAUGAAAAAGUUGGAAAAGGAUACAGCUACGUGGAAAGCAAGGUUUGAGAACUGCAAUAAAGCUUUGUUGGACAUGAUUGAAGAGGUGAGAAACCAUUCCUUGAACAAUUUUAAAUUAAUUAAGCAUCAGUGAUGCAAUCUCAUAAAUUGUUCUGAAUAAUAGCUCUCUGAUACAGCUUCCAUUGUAAAGCUCAUAAAGCAUUCACAAUCGCAAAGGGGCCAUAGUUCAGUGGUACAGCAUCAGCUUUGCAUGGAAACAGUCUCAAGUCUAAUACCCAGCAUCUCCAUGCUUGCCUGAAACGCUGAAGAGCUUGAUGUAUGGCAAUGCAAUGGAAAAAGCAGUGGGAAACAGCUCCAAAAGCUUAAAAUCACUAUUUUGGGGGAGGUUUCCCCAAAAAAGCUAGACAAUUUUGGGGUCUUCCUAAAAAGUUUUGCAGGUGUCAGGAAUGUUACAUUUUGAAAUAUAGCAACAGAGGGUUGGGGUGGGUGUUUUUAAGAGUGGUUAAAAAAAGAUGGUCACCUUCUUGCAGAAUGUUUUGGGAAAUUAAAUUCUAACUUAAAAAAGGUAAAGGGACCCCUGACCAUUAGGUCCAGUCGUGACCAACUCUGGGGUUGCAGCACUCAUCUCGCUUUAUUGGCCGAGAGAGCCGGUGUACAGCUUCCAGGUCAUGUGGCCAGCAUGACUAAGCUGCUUCUGGCCAACCAGAGCAGCGCACAGAAAUGCUGUUUACCUUCCCGCUGGAGCGGUACCUAUUUAUCUACUUGCACUUGAUGUGCUAGGUGGGCAGGAGCUGGGACUGAGCAACGGGAGCUCACCCCGUCGCAGGGAUUCAAACCUCCGACCUUCUGAUCGGCAAGUCCUAGGCUCUGUGGUUUAACCCACAGCGCCACCCGCGUCCCUAAAUUCUAACUUAGUAAUUGGCUAAUUAGUGGCAGCUAAUAAACGGGGGGGGGGGGCAAGUAGUUUAUUGUAUGUGGGAUGCUUAAGCACCUGAAUGACUAACAUAGAAAUGUAAGGCUUUUGAGAGGAAGCAGAUUGGUCCUAGUUCUGAGAUGAGGAAGCUGCCAGUAUGAAUCGGCAGGGUGCUUUCUUGACUGUUUUGUGGCCUCUGGGCUGUUGAAGUAACUAAAAAUAAAGUAUCACCUUUCUUUGCGUGGAUAAUGUUGGAUGUGGAAAAAGCUAUAACAUUUUCUCUGAGCAAGAGAAAUUCGGGCAGGGAAUUAAAAAUAUAUAUACAGAGAUGUUUUAACAUGACCUUCUACUCCUAAAUUAUCUGAACUUCACAUUGCAGAAGUGAAAGUCUAACAGCAUAUGCUACAUGUAGUUUGUAACUUCCUGACUUGACUCCCUCCCCCCCCCCCAUUCUGCCAGUAAAUGUUUACUUCUGUAACAUUUGGCCAGCUCCAAAGAUUUACAUAAACUAUUAUAAAGACCCCAGGGCCUGUAGAACCACUCCAGAGAACUGUAAGACUGUGUCAGCAGGAAAAACACUUUGCAGAAGUGGCCAGGCCACUUCUUGAUUGGGGAGGUCACUUUUCAAGCCACAUUCUUUAACCAUCUUCCUGAUUUUUGCUUGAUCUAUUAAACUGGCCCCUCUGGUUGUCCUGUGCCAUUUGUCGACGCAGCAGCCUUCAAACGCUUUGUUUGCUCUAUCACAGAAAGCCAUGCGAGCCAAGGAGUAUGAGUGCUUUGUAGUGAAAAUUCAAAGGCUGGAGAAUCUGUGCAGAGCUCUUCAGGAUGAAAGGAAUGUGCUGUACAAAAAAAUAAAAGAUGCAAAAUUCCCUGAGGAGAAGGAGGAGGAGGAGGAAGAAGAAGAGGAGGAAGAACAACCACCAACACCACAACUGAGUGGACAGGAUGAUGGUCUGAAAAAUGAGGCUAGUGUGAGCUCCUCUGUUGCAGACCAGGCUGCUGCUGCUGAGCUACCUGCCACUGAUGAGAAUAUUCUGAAGGAUCUGGCUGCAGCUUUCAUGGUGACCCAUCAUGAGGGAAUGCUCCCAAUAACCGCUAAUGUGGACACACCUGAAGCCCUGGUAGCCACUAAUGUAGAAAUGUCUGAAGAACCGUGUAGUCUGCAAGCAUGUGGUCCAGUUUGUCCCCCAGAGCCAUUGCUCCCGAUGCCACAAGACACAGAGAAUCUCUCCAUACAGCCAGCAGCAUCCACACCCACAGCAGAAAAACAUGAAGGGGACACGGCAAAACAACUUGCUCAGGGUCAUCCGGUUCUGCAGUUGUUAGAUGCUGACAUGGAAGGAGUCGAUUAGUAUUAAUGUGAUUAUAUUUCUUUCCCAACUGCCAUCCUUUCAUAUAUUUUUGUUCUAAUUAUGCGGCUUGAAAAUGUUCACAGAUUUGCUCCUCAUAAUCGUGGGACGUGUCUUGUGUCUGUGACAUCGAGCCCUGUCGGUAGCGAUGCAUUUUCAGUUUGCCCACUUUUUCAUCAAAUCAAAUCAAAAAAGUUCUUUCCUAAAGUGUCACAAAAUGCAUGGUGUUUGGUCCCAUCAACCCGUCUUGAAAAUCCGUAAGACUCCCUACUUUAAGAACUACAGCACUUUAAUUCAACAUGCUCUCACGAACACCUGAGCGCGUUAGUUUGGUCUGAGGUGCCACAAUGUCACUUCUAAAUAUAGGAAUAAAUGUUACAUGGGGAAGCAUACUUGGGGAAGUAGAAGCUGGAAAAGCAGUAGUGUGAGGGUCAAAUCUUAUUCCAAAGUAACUACUAAUUAGUCUAUGAUCUUCAAAACACUUUUGUUUGGACAGAUUCUCCUGACUUCAAGCAAUUGUGUGUAUCCCUGGGACCCUGAUUCUUUUAUUUACCCCCAACGCAAUCCUUUUCUCACAAGGAAGAAUAGUUGUCUAUGAGUCGCUAAUGAAGUGUUGGAUACAGAGAGAGAUGAAAAAUAGUUAAUGAGAUUAUACUUUUUCUUUUACUGUAGGCUAGCCUACAGGCCUCUCAGUGUUGUUGGACUCCCAACGUCCAUCAGACUUGACCACUGGCCUUACUGGUUGGAGCUGAUGGCAGUUGGGAGUCCUACAGUAUCUGGAAGACUAUAGGUUAGCUGCCUCAACUGAACUAUUUACCUAUGUGCCUUGCUUUAAUACUUUACCCUAUGUCACUUACAGUGUCACUAUUUCAACAAGUUUGGUCACAGUUGAUCAAUUUGUCAUUAAGUCUCAUUGAAUUAAACUUGUAACUGUGCCUUUGGUGGACUGCAUAACAUAAAAAUUGAAGGGGUGGUUUUUUCCCUUGUAGGAUUGGAUUGAUUAAAUCUGUAGAAUUCUAUCCUGAAUUUGAUAAUUUAACUGUUUUGCUUGCUUAUCAGUAGUUUAAACACUGAAUUAAUACAGUUUCAAUACCUACUUCUUUUCUGCUUUCCUUGUUUCCUCUUUUAUUGCCUGAUUGUCCAUUUUCUAACAUUCCUACAAAACUUGUAUUAUAUACAGGGGUUCCAAACACACAUUUGCUGUAGGCCUCCUAAUUAUCAACCUUGAUUAAGUGGUUUAGAAUGGACAAGCCGUAUGAUACAUUCAGAAUGAGAAAAACCAGCCUGUUAAGGUGGGUUGGUAUUUUUUUCUUCUUUGCAUUGUAGGGAAGGAUGGCAAUGAUUGGGAAUCACCAGCAUAUAGGCGUCAUUAAGCCCAGCAGGGGUCUAAUUAGGCCCACAAGACCAUUUUCCUCAAACCACAUAGGCCUGCGCAACACCUAAUGUCACAGGUGACAUCAGGCGCUGGGCAGGUGAAGACUUGGCUAGCAUCUAAUACACUAGGGAAGUUCCCCAUCAGGAACUCCUUAGUGCAGCCAGGAGCUGCUGCCAGGACCUAUCAGCUGACAGCACACCUUCAAAGACACUUUCUGUCAGUGCCAGGGUCAGCUCCUUUGAAGUCAACUGAGAUUAGGACCCAUGGUACCUGCUGGAUCUCACUCUGAUGGAGGCUUGUCCAUUUAGGCCAUGACUGCAGAGGGAUUUGAACCAGUGACCCCUCCCUGCCUCACAGCACAAAUCCUUAGCCAUUAAACUACACCAAUUCACCUUUCAGUGCUGCUGGCUAGAUUUGGGACUCCUGGGAGAAGCCUAGCAGCUAUAAACAUGUUUGAGGACAUGUCUCCUUUGUAGGCCUAAACCAGAGUAGACUUGUCCUUAGCAUUGGGCAAUGAAUAAACCUGAAAGUUUCUCUG
Molecule: messenger RNA, 28608 nt
Organism: Podarcis lilfordi (Lilford's wall lizard)
Lineage: Eukaryota; Metazoa; Chordata; Lepidosauria; Squamata; Lacertidae
Source: the annotation of a GenBank genome assembly